AUACACGCUUGCUUUCCUAAAUCAAAAUCAUAAUGCUCUCGGAUUCCAAUCCCAUUUCUGCACUAGAAAUCCCUCAGCUUCUUUGAAUUACAGGAUUUGAGAUAUGAUCCUCUCAGCGUUAUUAACCUCGGUGGGAAUCAAUCUGGGUCUGUGUUUGCUUUUCUUCACUCUCUACUCUAUUCUGAAGAAGCAGCCCAUUAACGCCAAGGUCUACGCGCCGCGCUUCGUCGCUGCGAAGGAGAAAGAGAAAGAGUCACCAUCAGAAACAGAAGCAAAUGGGUUCAAUUUCGAGAGAUUGUUGCCCACUGCUGGCUGGGUGAGACGGGCAUGGCAGCCUUCUGAAGAUCAGUUCUUAUCUGCCACCAGCUUGGAUGCUGUGGUUUUCAUGCGCAUCUUCGUGUUCAGUUUGAGGGUGUUUGGGUUUGCUGCGGUUAUUGGGGUGUUUGUUCUUCUGCCGAUAAAUUUCCUGGGGACCCAGCUGGAGGUGGACUUUUCGGAUUUGACCAACAAGUCUUUGGACUCGUUUAGUAUUUCGAACGUUGAUGAUGGCUCAAACUGGUUAUGGGUUCAUUUCUGUGCAGCAUAUAUUUUCAGUGCAUUUGUCUGCUAUCUUCUUUACAAUGAGUACAGCUAUAUCUCAUCAAGAAGAAUUGCUCACUUCUAUUCAUCCAAACCUCAGCCUAAUCAGUUCACAGUAUUGGUCCGUGGUAUUCCUGUCCCGUCUGGGAGCAGCAGCAGUGAAAUCAUUGAAAACUUUUUUACAGAAUAUUACUCUUCUACUUACCUUUCACACACGAUGGUUCGUCGAACAAGCAAACUCCAACGUCUAACUAAAGAUGCAGAUAAGGUAUACAGAACGCUUGCCCGUAUCAAGUCAGAAAAGGAUCCACAGCAAAGAUUCAAGCGUGAUGGGCUUUUUGGACGGAAAGUUGAUGCUUUGGAUCACUAUGGAAAGAAAUUGGAUGAUUUAGAAGAUACUGUUAGAUUAGAGCAAUCAUCAUUGGCAGGAAAGGAAGUUUCAGCCGCUUUUGUGUCAUUCAAGUCCCGACUUGCUGCUGCAGUAGCUUUACACAUUCAACAAGGAACAAAUCCCACAGAGUGGGUCACAGAGAGCGCUCCUGAGCCCCAGGAUGUUCAUUGGCCCUUCUUUUCUUCAUCUUUUAUAAAAAGAUGGAUCUGCAAGCUGGUGGUGCUGGUUGCAUAUGCUGCUGUUACAAUUCUAUAUCUCAUUCCAGUUGUAAUCGUGCAAGGCCUCGCUAAUCUUUCAACUUUAGAAACCUGGUUUCCUUUUCUCACAAGCAUACUGACUUUAACAGUUGUCAGUGAAGUCAUAACUGGAUAUCUUCCAAGUCUUAUUCUUCAGUUGUUCCUUAAACUUGUUCCACCCAUCAUGAUAGUGCUGUCAUCUAUGGAAGGGUACAUCUCCUUCAGUCAAAUACAAAAAGGUGCAUGCAUGAAGAUGUUGUUGUUUACUAUAUGGAAUAUUUUCUUUGCAAAUGUACUAUCAGGAACAGCUCUCUAUCGAUUCGAUAUCCUUCUUGAGCCCAAAAAGAUUCCCGGGCUACUUGCUGAUGCUGUUCCGGCACAGGCAUCAUUCUUCAUUUCAUAUGUUGUGACAUCUGGAUGGACCAGUGUAUCAUCCGAACUCUUCCGCAUGAUUCCCUUGAUUUUCAGUAUUAUAAAAAGACUAUUUUCUGGAAAAGAUGGUGAUGAAUUUGAGGUUCCUUCAAUUAAAUACCACAGCGAAAUUCCUAGAAUUCUAUUUUUUGGAGUCCUUGGAAUAACAUACUUCUUGCUGGCUCCAUUAAUUCUACCUUUCCUUCUGGUUUACUGCUGUAUGGGAUACCUAAUCUACCGCAACCAGCUAUUGAAUGUAUAUGCACCCAAGUAUGACACUGGUGGAAAAUUUUGGCCUAUAGUGCACGGUUCAACAAUAUUUUCCUUGGUACUUAUGCACAUCAUUGCGAUUGGAAUGUUUGGGAUUAAAGAUCUUGCCUUAGCUUCUAGUUUGAUGGUUCCUCUUCCAAUUCUCACUCUUCUUUUCAAUGAGUACUGCCGCAAACGAUUUUUACCGAUAUUCGAAUCAUAUCCUGUUGAGUGUUUGGUAAAGAAAGAUAAAGAAGACCAGAGUGAUCCUUCAAUGGAUGCAUUUUAUGAUAAAUUAAGCACUGCAUAUGAGGAUCCAGCUUUGAUACCAAGACGUCAAAGAAGCACAGAUGGCCACAACUCUCCACUUCUUCCCGCUGAAGUCUGAAGUAAGCAAUCUGUCUUGUUUCGCCAUACUGACAGCAGAAAACCAAUAAAUUAUUCCCUGUGUCUCUGUGUUCUUGUAAAAUAAGUAUAUGAUCUGUAAUCUGUGUGUUAGGCUUGUUUUCCAGUGACCAUAUGUCUUUGAUUUAUUCAUUCUUGCUGUUGUAUUAUAGACACAAUUUUUAUAAACAUGUAUAGAAUACUAUUAGAAUCU
Messenger RNA from Fragaria vesca subsp. vesca, 2464 nucleotides. RefSeq lists its product as uncharacterized. The record is from RefSeq and is a predicted model, not a curated record. The transcript is spliced from 10 exons. The coding region runs from base 104 to 2254 and encodes 716 amino acids. Gene Ontology annotation, molecular function: calcium-activated cation channel activity. Gene Ontology annotation, cellular component: plasma membrane. NCBI's taxonomy places the organism in Eukaryota, Viridiplantae, Streptophyta, Magnoliopsida, Rosales, Rosaceae.